AUGCCAUUUGUAGGCGUGGGAUCGACUCGGCUGAUUGCACGCCAGCAGAGGGAGCCGCAGAGGGUGGGCGGUCCAACGACACUGCUGGGGGGAGGUCACGGGGAGCACGCCAGCCGCAGUGGUACUUCUGACGCAGUCCAGCUUGGGGAGAGUGAUGACCGCCGCGGGGAAGAGUUGCGAAUGCUGGCACUUCUAAAAGAGCAGGAGCAGCGUCGAAUAGCCCGCCGAGAGGCUUUUUUGAAAUGGCAGGCGGGACAACGCGAAAAGGGCGCAGCACACCGUUUGGUGCGCCAGGCAAAGACGCAAGAAAAGUUCAAGCGACACCACUACCACGCUCAGAGCGGGAGGUUGAUUUCUGUUGCUCUCUCUCAGAGUGGAGGCAGCAGCAACAGCGACGGCGAAAGCUCGGGUGGCGUCAUGGAUUUUGCGUCUUCGCACCUGCAUGAAAGCGAGCGAGGACGUGCGACAAACUUUUUGCUUCAUUGCGGCGGCCGUACUGACGGAAGAUCCACUCACGAGCGCUGA
Messenger RNA from Trypanosoma conorhini, 525 nucleotides. RefSeq names its product excreted/secreted protein 23. The record is from RefSeq and is a predicted model, not a curated record. The transcript has a single exon. Bases 1 to 525 code for a protein of 174 amino acids. NCBI's taxonomy places the organism in Eukaryota, Euglenozoa, Kinetoplastea, Trypanosomatida, Trypanosomatidae.